UAAAUAAUUUAUUUAUUAUUUAUAAAAGAAAUUAAGGCAAAUGAAGUAACACGAAUAAGUACAAAAAAUAGUUUUUGUGGGAGCUAGUAGUAGGGCCAUUAGAAUGGCUUGCCAUUAGCUGGAUGGAAAGCUAAGCUGUAAUGGCACUUUCGAUUAGGAUCAAGCGCUAUACGACUAGAAAUCUCGUUCAUGAUCACCCCAAACCCCAGUUCUUUUUUACUUUUUCCAUUUAAUUAAUUAAUUAAUUAUUACCCUUUUCGAUCGACUAUAUAUAUGAUAUAAUCCUGAAGCUCUUUUCUGCAUCACAUUCUUAUAAUUUACUUUCAUUUCACACUCCUCCUCCUCCUAGUACUAGAACUUGUUUGUUCUAGUAGUACUAUACUUAUACUACUCAAUCAUAUUUUUGAGUCGUUUGAUCUAGUUAUUAGGCCAUAUAUAAUAAUUAAAAGGCGCCAGCCAUGAUGAGAAGUAGUAGUAAUAGUAAUUUAGCUUCUAUUUUGUUCAUUACUACUCUUGUUCUUGUUACUUAUAAUGUGUCUGCACGACCAGCCACUUUCCUUGAGGACUUCAGAGUCACUUGGUCUGAUUCCCAUAUCAGGCAAAUCGAAGGAGGGAGGGCCAUUCAACUCCUGCUUGACCGAAAUUCAGGAUGUGGGUUUGCUUCCAAGAAGCAAUACUUGUUUGGGCGUGUGAGCAUGAAGAUCAAGCUUGUUCCAGGAGAUUCUGCAGGAACCGUUACUGCUUUCUAUAUGAACUCGGACACAAAUACGGUUCGUGACGAGCUUGACUUCGAGUUCUUGGGGAACAGAACAGGGCAGCCUUACACGGUUCAGACCAAUAUCUACGCCCACGGCAAGGGUGACAGAGAACAAAGGGUUAACCUUUGGUUCGACCCUGCUGCAGCCUUUCACACUUACUCAAUUCUCUGGAACCAUCAUCAUAUUGUAUUCUACGUGGAUGAUGUGCCAAUAAGAGUGUACAAAAACAAUGAAGCAAAGGGAAUUCCAUACCCAACGAGGCAACCAAUGGGGGUGUACUCAACACUUUGGGAAGCUGAUGAUUGGGCCACUAGAGGUGGACUUGAGAAGAUUGAUUGGAGCAAAGCCCCAUUCUUGGCUUACUACAGAGACUUUGAUAUUGAAGGAUGUGGUGUUCCUGGCCCAGCUAAUUGCGCUGCUAACCGAGCCAAUUGGUGGGAAGGCACUGCUUACCAGGCACUUACUGCCCUUGAGUAUAGAAGGUACAAAUGGGUCCGUAUGAACCACAUGAUUUAUGAUUACUGUACCGAUAAAUCCCGGAACCCGGUACCUCCACCAGAGUGUGUCGCCGGCUACUAGAUCAACUCUCUUCCAAUUUCUACAUUAUAACACUCAUAAUAUAUACUUCAAAAAAAAAAUGUUGUUGUUAUUGUUUGAAAAGAAGAAAUUUGAAAAGUCCGUACGUAUACGUUACAUGGAACUGGCCCCCUUUUGUACACUACUACCCUCCUUGCAUGUUCUUUAUUAAGGGUAUAUAAGGGAAUUACAUAUGAUCAUGUGUCAUGUAUUGCAGCCAAAUAAGUUUUAAUUAUUGUUCAAAUAGGGAGGUGCUUAUAUUUGGUGGGGAAAGAAAUUUAAUUAAGCAAAUGUCAAUAUGUUUCUACUUUUGUGGCUCUGUAAUGUGUAUGUUUAUUUCUUCAUUAAGCAUUAUUUGUGCUAAUAAAUUCUGUUUUGAGUGUA
This is a messenger RNA of Cannabis sativa, 1718 nucleotides long. RefSeq names its product probable xyloglucan endotransglucosylase/hydrolase protein 6. Gene Ontology annotation, molecular function: hydrolase activity, hydrolyzing O-glycosyl compounds; xyloglucan:xyloglucosyl transferase activity. Gene Ontology annotation, cellular component: apoplast; cell wall. The coding region runs from base 459 to 1337 and encodes 292 amino acids. Lineage: Eukaryota; Viridiplantae; Streptophyta; Magnoliopsida; Rosales; Cannabaceae. Gene Ontology annotation, biological process: cell wall biogenesis; xyloglucan metabolic process. The transcript has 4 exons. The record is from RefSeq and is a predicted model, not a curated record.